GCGGAGCCCUAGGGCUGGUUGGCGAAGGCGGUGUCCUGCGAGGCGCGCCUGCGCCGUGCAGCCCGGCACGUGUUCGAGCAGCAAGCUUCCGCUGGAGUUUCUUGAGGAUGCAAACCGAGAUGGAGGCGCAGAGUCCCUUGGCCGAGGCCGGCUUCACCCAGGUCACCCGAAAAGGUGGCCGGCGGGCGAAGAAACGGCAGGCUGAGCAGCUGUCCGCACCGGAGGAGGGCGGGGACGCGUCCCGCAUGGACACCGAGGAGGCCCGGCCUGCCAAGAGGCCCGUCUUCCCGCCCCUCUCCGGGGACGGGUUUCUGGGUGGGAAAGAAGAAACCAGAAAAAUUCCAGUCCCAGCUAACAGAUAUACUCCCUUAAAAGAGAACUGGAUGAAGAUAUUUACUCCUAUUGUGGAGCAUUUGGGACUUCAGAUACGCUUUAACUUGAAAUCGAGGAAUAUAGAAAUCAGGACUUGUAAAGAAACCAAAGAUGUUAGCGCUCUGACAAAAGCAGCUGAUUUUGUGAAAGCCUUUCUUCUUGGGUUUCAGGUAGAGGACGCACUUGCCCUCAUUAGGUUGGAUGACCUCUUCCUAGAGUCUUUUGAAAUUACGGAUGUUAAGCCCUUAAAGGGAGACCACCUGUCGAGGGCAAUAGGAAGAAUCGCUGGCAAAGGAGGAAAAACCAAAUUCACCAUCGAGAACGUGACACGGACGCGGAUAGUUCUGGCUGAUGUAUACAUUCAGGAUAUCAAAUGGGAAAGAACGUGACCUAUAUGUCCUGGGACCUGUAUGCCAUUCCAACCACUGCCCCAUUGCUUUGGUUGUUUUAGCAGCAAAACUACUCACACUGUAUGUAUCCUUGCUUCUGUAUCUCCUCAUCUUUCAUGCUGUACUUCACAGAAUAUUGUUUUUAUCGAAGUUGCACAUAACACAUACUUUAAAAUAAUUCCUCCUGUCUGCUUCCAUUUCCCCCUCCUCUGAGGGAGGAAAUUUCAAGUCUUCAAGUUCAGCUAGCUAACUUGUAAAAAUUAUUUUUCCUCUGUAUUUCUAAAUAUCUUUGUAUAGCAGCUUAAUUUUUCCCCCUCAGAUUCACUGUUGCUUUUCUCCUGUGAAAGUUGAAGAUUCCUCUUUUGGACUUCCCCACCUCCGCCCACAUGCUCAACCUUUCCAGCGCUCCCGUUUGCGUGCCCCUCCCUUUACACUGUGGGUUUGGUUCGACUCAAGCUCAGCAUUACCUGAGCAUGAAAUCGGUGCCCAGGAUAUUAACAGCUGAGCCAGGUGGUGCACUGUGGUUACUUUAUCUGUCCUCUGCAGCUUUGUUGUCACAGGGAGAAAUAAUUCGUACGUUUCUGUGUGCUUUCUCAGUAUUUCAGCGUACUAAUUGAAUAGAAAGCCAUACCUGGUCUGUAUCUCCGCUUGGUGGACUCAGAUGCGUCAGACAUUUUAGAAGUCUCUCCUGGAGCCUUCCGUGCCAGAAGCACUGCUACCCUCUGCCUGGCACACAGUUGCCAUCCCGGCUCCUUCUUUCACCAUUGCCCCUUCGGUGUUUGAAUCCCUCGGUUCUUGGAUUCUCUGUCCUGCGUCCUCCUUGUUUUGGUGGUGUAGGUAGUCCUGGAGCUCGCUUAGCACAGGAAGGACAUUUUGUGAGACCUGGUUGGGAAGAUGUCUUCUAUUCUGGCCGAGUAUACAAAUCUGUUGUAAAUCAUUCUCAUUCAGAAUUCCUUCCUGCAGCUUAAUCUUCUAAUCCUUCUAUUCAGUUUUCUUAACAUCCUGUGGUCCAUUCAUGAGUGCCUGAAAAUUUGCUUUUCUAAUCUCACUGGUUUGGGGGUUUAUUUUGGUUUGUUUUUCUUCUUUUCUCCCUGGAGUUUCUGUUUCUGUACUGCUUUAUUCCGCUUGCUGGUUGUGCCUUCUACUCUUUUGCACUGGGUGCUUUCCUCGGAUUCUGGUUCCUCAGUGUGGGCGUCGUAUGUUAAGGGUGGGGCCGUAAGGAGCAGACUAGAAACCUGGGCUCGGGAUGCCUGCGGGUGGGCUAGGGGUGGGGGGCUGGUGGCCUGUAGGCUUCACUUAGGAUGAUUGCCAGCCU
Molecule: messenger RNA, 2076 nt
Organism: Delphinapterus leucas (beluga whale)
Lineage: Eukaryota; Metazoa; Chordata; Mammalia; Artiodactyla; Monodontidae
Gene: PNO1
Product: partner of NOB1 homolog
Cellular component (GO): nucleus
Molecular function (GO): RNA binding
Source: RefSeq, a predicted model, not a curated record